AUGCGGGAAAUUACAGUAUUCAUUAAGCAUCGAUUGGAUAUAAUUUUUAUACUAACCAUUUACACAUUCCAUUUCAUACCCAAAUCGUAUCAUAGCAAAAUUAUUCCUGAUUUUAAACAAGAUGUGAGGAAAAUAAGGGCACCUCUCAAGCCCAUCUUUGAUUUGGCAGCCGCUAAUAUAAGUAAACAGAUUAUCUACGUUGAAGAAGGGGAAAAGGUCGAAAUUAGUUGCGCUCCUGAGUUGUAUUCUUUCAAUGAUACAAUCAAAUUAGAAUGGUUUAAAAAUUCUAACCCCUUAGACAAAUCGGAGCCUACUAUUAUGAUUGAGAAAGUGACUAGAAGCAUGAUGGGUACAACUUUCAGAUGCGCAAUGUAUAACCAAUCAAAAUUUCCAUAUAUGUAUAAAGAUAUGAAAAUUCUCGUUGAGUGGGGCCCGAAAGUCCAAAUUAAUCCGCUUGUCAUUGAAACCGAUCGCCAGGGGCAAAUUGAUAUCUCGUGCUAUGCUGACGCUUUUCCUGCGCCUCUCAUAAAAUGGUAUUUUGACCUUUCCCAAACAUCUGCAACAGAUGAAUUAGUUUAUGAAUCGACUGGAUUAUAUUUGAACAUAACCACUAACGAUUUGGAGAAUUGCAGAUUCCACAAUCGGAAUCUAACAUGUUCAGCCAGUAAUACACUAAAAAACUUAGCAAAGCCUGGCAGCCUCCCUGAAAGAACGGAUAAAAGAAUACUAUCCAUUAAUAUACAGGUUCCUUAA
Messenger RNA from Gordionus sp. m RMFG-2023, 753 nucleotides. RefSeq lists its product as uncharacterized. The transcript has 6 exons. Lineage: Eukaryota; Metazoa; Nematomorpha; Gordioida; Chordodea; Parachordodidae. The coding region runs from base 1 to 753 and encodes 250 amino acids. The record is from RefSeq and is a predicted model, not a curated record.